UUACUCGUCACAUUCCAACCGUUGAGAUACGAAGCUGGUGAAGCGGGAGCUGGAAGAAGAAGGAUGAAGAACAGAGGCCGGAGCGCGUGAAGACGGGACAGACUGGACCUUCAGAACAUGGAGCUUCAGCUCCACUGGCUGCUGCUGUUGGUCAGCUGCUUCACAGGGGCUGUGAGCGGCUUCAGUCCGUACCUGAAGCAUUACGAGCGUCUGUCCUACGACAGGGACGAGGUCCACAGGAGACACCUGAGGGUCAGCAGGGCCACACACCCACAGACACACACGCUGCAGCUGGACUUCACUGCCUUCCACAGGACGUUCCGUCUGCGUCUGAGACGAGAUGCGGCCGAGUUCACCCCAAACUUCAUGGUGCUCGGUGGAAACGGUGCCACAGACGCGGAUGUGUCUCACAUAUAUUCAGGGAGGCUGAAAGGUGAGGACGGCUCCUCCAUCCACGGCUCCGUGCUACAGGGUCAGUUUGAGGGAAGCAUCCGCACGCGUGACGGGACGUACCACGUGGAGCCGGCCCACAGAUACACGGGCAGCCAGACGGAUCAGCACUCCAUCAUCUACCGCGAGGACGACGUGGUGCUGCCGUCACUGGGAUCUCGCCCGGACGGAUUCUGUGGUGCCGAACAUCUGAACAUUCUCGCCCAAAGCCUGAGAGCCGACGAGGUAGGACAUCGCAUCCUGACCCCAGAACCCGUCUUGCAGGAGGCGCCGGUGAGCCGGUCCAGGAGGACCAUCGACGACUCAAAGACCAGCUGCCUGCUCCACAUUCACGCCGACCACCUCUACUACCAGAGGUUCAAGUCUGCGGAAGCUGUGGUGGCUCAGGUUGCCUCCUACGUACGAGCGGUGAACGACAUUUACCACAACAUAGACUUCGACGGAAUCAGGCUGAUCAACUUCAAGGUCAAAUCCCUCAGUAUAAUGACGGAGGAGGACGAAAACGACCCCCUGUCUCCGCUGUUCAUCGGACCUGAGAAGCUGCUGAGUCUGUUCUCCGACUCCAACUGGGGCAACUACUGCCUGUCGUACCUGCUCACCAACAGAGACUACAGCGGCGUCCUGGGGCUCGCCUGGGAGGGCAAGGCCGGUAACUGGGGGGGCGUGUGCUCCCAGCCCGCCGCCCUGCGCGACGGCCGCACCUCGUCUCUGAACACGGGCAUGGUCACCGUUCAGAACUACGGACACUACCUGCCCCCCGCGCACGUGCAGCUGACCCUGGCCCACGAGCUGGGCCACAGCCUGGGUGCUCCGCAUGACGAGGGUUCGAACUGUGGGGAUCUGGGCUCCACUGACGGUAAAGGCAGAUACCUGAUGUUCCCUCAAGCCACAGACGAGGUGCGCGAAAACAAUGAGAAGUUCUCCCCGUGCAGCAUCAAGCAAAUCAGCAAGAUCCUCAGCCUGAAGAAGGACAGCUGCUUUGUGGUCAGCGAUCAGCCCAUCUGUGGGAACCAGAUCGUGGAGGAAGGCGAGGAGUGCGACGUCGGCUAUAACAACACCGACCCCUGCUGCUACAGCGCCGAGGAGCCCCGGGGGGUCGACUGUCGCCUGAAGCCGGGCAAAACCUGCAGUCCCAGUCAGGGCCUCUGCUGCAGCCAGGACUGUGAGUUUAGACCGGCCGGACAGAUGUGCGAUGAGGAGACGGACUGCGAGCGAGAGAGCGCCUGCUCCGGGGCGUCCCCCCUCUGCCCUGAGCCGAGCCCCAAGGAGGACCUGAGCACCUGCAGCCAGGGCACCCGCGUCUGCAUCAGCGGGGUCUGCGCUGAGUCCUUGUGUGUGAAGCAUCGCAUGGAGCAGUGUGACUGUCCAGGAGACUCCAUGAAGGAGAAGUGCCACAUGUGCUGCCAGGAGCCCGAUGAGCCCGGGACCUGUGCCAGCACCGGCUCCUCGGUGCUGUCUCAGUUCUUCCGGGGCAAAGCGCUGCCGCUGGUCGGCGGAGCGCCGUGCUCCGGGAACCGAGGCUACUGUGACAAGUUCCACAUGUGUCGCCUGCUCGACGCGGACGGGCCCAUCGCCAGACUCAAGAACUCCUUCCUCCACCUGGAUGAAUAUGAGGACAUAGCAGAGUGGAUGAAGGCUCACUGGUGGGCCAUUUUACUGGUUAUCCUGACUUUAUCUGGAGUGAUGGGCUGCACCGUCUGCCUCUGUAGCCGCACCCUGGACACCAGGAACUUGGAGUGACCUUCACGUUUUGAUUCACAUCUUCUGUUAAAAUGCAGCUAUUAUUAUAAUAAUGAUAAUUAUUAAUAUUAUUAUUAUCAGCAACUUGUUUUGUUAACUCAUUUGUCUAUGUUACUAUGCUGUUCUCUCUCGGUUACCUGCAGUUACCUCUGCUGGCUGAUGACUGUUGGUACCUGUCUUCCAUCAUCUGGAUAUGACCUUUGAUCUAAAAGAUUUUUUCUACGAUCACUAUCAAUAAAAUGCUUGUUUUUUGUUAAACAGUGGUAAAACACACUGUCGACAUUAUAAAUGAACUUCAUGUGUGGUUUGUGAUCAUCUGAGGCGCUUCAUUACUUUUCAGGUGUCUGUUAGUUGUUUUAUCUUGUCAAAACCCAUCCAGUGGUUCCACAGUAUUUGAACAGUGGCUCAAGGUUAGAGAUAUUGUACAUUCUGCUGAUAACACUGCUCUACAUUUACUCAGGCUCAGUACAAGUUUCACUUUUAUGGAGUUUGUUUUACAUUUUUGCAUUUGUACGAUAAUAUAUUUGUGCUUGUUUCCACUACUGGACAUUUAAAAGGCACGUGUGUUGAUGAUCGAUGGAAACGCUUUGUACAGUUCACACAGCUGACGAUGAACUCUCCCUUCGGUCGCCUUGACAAUCAACCAAAAUGACGUCACAGAUACAAGGACAUGAAGAACCUGAGUUUGUUUUGGGUCAUUCAACCAUUCGUGAGGCUUUUAUAUCAAACACAGUACAGUUUGAAUUGUAAAAAUAUUUGUAUUAAACACACAUGUUCUUUCAUAAUAAAUGUGAAAUAUCCUUGAGCUGCUAA
Messenger RNA from Betta splendens (Siamese fighting fish), 3003 nucleotides. Its product is annotated as disintegrin and metalloproteinase domain-containing protein 10. Gene Ontology annotation, molecular function: metalloendopeptidase activity. NCBI's taxonomy places the organism in Eukaryota, Metazoa, Chordata, Actinopteri, Anabantiformes, Osphronemidae. The transcript is spliced from 15 exons. The coding region runs from base 118 to 2190 and encodes 690 amino acids. Gene Ontology annotation, cellular component: plasma membrane. The record is from RefSeq and is a predicted model, not a curated record. Gene Ontology annotation, biological process: membrane protein ectodomain proteolysis; Notch signaling pathway.